Molecule: messenger RNA, 1194 nt
Organism: Camelina sativa (false flax)
Lineage: Eukaryota; Viridiplantae; Streptophyta; Magnoliopsida; Brassicales; Brassicaceae
Source: RefSeq, a predicted model, not a curated record
GUGGCAAAGCCGUAGUUUAAAUAUAGACAAGGGGCUUUUUGUUGCACAACGUUGCAUAUAAGAGCACUCUCCUCCUCGUUCUCUUCCACUCCCACUAAACAUUCCUUCUCUCGCUCACUCUCCUUACAACUUUUAUUUUGGUUAAAAGUUUAUAUAUAACAUUAUUGGGGUAGAAAAAAGUCAAAAGAAAUGAAAGAGACGAGAGUGAUAGUGCUUCUUCUAAUUCACUCAUUCUUCUACGUUGCCUUUUGCUUCAAAGAUGGACUACUACCAAACGGUGACUUCGAACUAGGUCCACGACACUCGGACAUGAAAGGAACACAAGUGAUCAACAAAGCAGCAAUCCCAAACUGGGAACUCUCAGGGUUCGUCGAGUACAUUCCCUCAGGACAAAAACAAGGUGACAUGAUCCUUGUCGUGCCUAAAGGCGCAUUCGCAGUGCGUCUAGGCAACGAAGCCUCAAUCAAACAAAAAAUCAUCGUCAAAAAAGGGUCUUACUAUUCGAUCACGUUCAGUGCUGCUCGAACAUGCGCACAAGACGAGCGUCUAAACGUUUCUGUGGCUCCCCACCAUGCAGUAAUGCCGAUCCAAACCGUGUACAGUAGCUCGGGCUGGGAUUUGUAUUCGUGGGCUUUUAAGGCCCAAAGUGACUACGCAGAUAUAGUGAUACAUAAUCCAGGUGUUGAGGAAGAUCCUGCUUGUGGACCUCUCAUUGAUGGUGUUGCUAUGAGGGCCCUUUUCCCUCCUCGUCCCACCAAUAAGAACAUACUAAAGAACGGAGGAUUCGAAGAAGGUCCAUGGGUUUUACCAAACACAACCUCUGGUGUUCUGAUCCCACCAAACUCCAUCGACGACCACUCUCCUUUACCUGGUUGGAUGGUCGAGUCUCUUAAAGCCGUCAAAUACCUCGACUCCGAUCAUUUCUCCGUUCCUCAGGGCCGUCGCGCCGUCGAACUCGUAGCUGGUAAAGAGAGCGCUGUUGCACAAGUUGUCCGCACUAUCCCGGGUAAAACGUACGUACUCUCCUUCGCUGUUGGAGACGCAAGCAAUGCAUGUGCUGGUUCUAUGAUCGUCGAGGCUUUCGCCGGGAAAGACACGAUCAAAGUCCCUUACGAGUCUAAAGGAAAAGGAGGAUUCAAGAGAGCUUCGUUGAGAUUCGUCNAUUCAACAAAACUCAAGGCUUCAUCUAAAUAA